AUGUUCACAGAGGCCCCUCUUUUACGGACAGCUUGCGAUCGCUGUCAUAAGCGCAAGCAGCGUUGUAUGCGAUUUUCACCGGAAAAUGAUGAUGACCCAUGUCGAAGAUGCAAAGAAGCUGGCGAGGAGUGUGUUUUUAGCCCACCUUGCCGCCUUGGAAGGCCUACCAAUAAAUCGAAGCAACGGCGACAGGAACAGGGCGAUAACUUUUCUGAUCAAGAAAUCAAGGUUGCCAGAAACAGUCAUACUACACAUGCACCGUCGAAGUUACAUCUACUGAGAAGUCAAUCUUUGGGAUACAGUAAGAAAAAGAGUCGCCCUCAAACUUCGCAUGCUGGAUCACAACAUCACAAUCGACAGCCUGACAGACGUGGGCGACCUCAACAUAUCCAACCUUCACCAUCUACGUCUCCAGUGGACUCGCCAUUCUCAAUAGUUUCCGCCCCUGAUAUCUUGGACGAGACUAUCUCAUCUACAGCUUCAGUUACAUCUUCGGCACCCCCAUUGAAUGUUUUCACAGAUUAUAUGAGAAAUUCAAUAAUGUCUCUUCAACAAGUGCAAUCUGCAUCAAUGUCACAUCGAACGCAACAGUCACAUUAUACCUAUACUACCAGUGAGCCACAAGAACUCUACGACCCAACGCCGGACAGUCAUUCCAUAUCCAUACCGACAGCCAAACCAAGCCCGAAUCACGACAUGUGGAACAUUCCGCAAAGACUUACACACAGAGUAUAUGAUGGGUACCCUGUUGGAAAUAUAGUUCAGCAUAACAACGAUGCUCUAUCUCAUAUACUACCUGCGCAAUCUGUCAUCCUACAACAGCCUCAAGAAACAAUCAUUUCAAGCGAGCACCUACACAUGAUGGACCCAGCAACACUCGCAAGCAACGGUGCUUCUAUGUCCAUGUCACAGGACCGGCAAUUUGGACGAGGGAAUCUGUCUUAUCCUUUGACGCCACCACCAUUUUCACCGGCUGGCCACGUCGAGUGUAUCGAGGAUUAUACAACCGGUCCUAUGCACCCAGGUUUCUUGUAUGAGCAGGUCGACGCGUUUCAUGCUGGGAAUCUAUGGCUCAAUGACGCCGCCGAACAUUAUCAAGCUGUCUACGGCAAGCUACCGGAGGAUCCAAUGCUUACAUUUGCCACGUUGGCAUAG
Talaromyces marneffei is the source of this 1155-nucleotide messenger RNA. RefSeq lists its product as uncharacterized. Gene Ontology annotation, molecular function: DNA-binding transcription factor activity, RNA polymerase II-specific; zinc ion binding. Bases 1 to 1155 code for a protein of 384 amino acids. Gene Ontology annotation, biological process: regulation of DNA-templated transcription. The transcript has a single exon. NCBI's taxonomy places the organism in Eukaryota, Fungi, Ascomycota, Eurotiomycetes, Eurotiales, Trichocomaceae. The record is from RefSeq and is a predicted model, not a curated record.